AUGAAUCCAAAUUUCGUCUUAAAUCUUGAUGAUUCUCAAGAUUAUCAAAACUUUCAAAGUUAUGAAACCUCACAGUUUUUCGCAAAUCCCAAUCAAUUUCCCAUCACUGAAAAUGUUCAAACCUCACAAAAUACUGGAAAAAAUCCAAGAGGUGAUAAAUGGGAUGUUGAUGAAGAUAUCGCUUUAAUGUCAGCAUAUUGUAUCGUUAGUGAAGAUGAGAGACGUGGAAAAAACCAAAAGAAAACAUCAAUAUGGGCACAAGUGAAGGAGCUAUAUGAUGCAAAUCAGGCGGAAAACCCAAGAAAGAUUGGUAACAGGAACAUAGCUCAAAUGAAAGGUCGUUAUAAACGACUUAAUGAAAGUGCCGGCAAAUGGGUUGGUGUUUACCGAGAAGCAUAUAGAAAAAGAAGAAGUGGAAUGAGUAUGAAAGAUGUUGAGAACGAAGCUCAUAAAUUGUAUGAGACAAGUGGAAGCAAGUUCAAUGACACAAUUGUUUUUAAUGAGGUUAUGUGUAAACAUCGAAAAAGGGAUUUACUUGUGGAAGGUGCCAUUUCAUGCUUUCGUGAAGAGUACCUUAGAAGUCCCAAUAGAGAUGAUUUGGCACGACUGCUCCAUGUUGGAGAAGAACGUGGAUUUCCAGUUUUAUCUCCAUUACCCUUCCAGCUUGCCCUUGAACCGAUAGUCGGUGAGGAAGAAGAUGAUGUAGUGGUUAGUGUGAUCUACAAAGUGGAUGGACGGAAGGUGUUUCCGAGGGAGCAAUUUAAGCAGCAACAGUCGUGCAGGGGAGGGCUUUCGGUAGUGGUGCUCGAACGGAGGAGGUGA
Messenger RNA from Lactuca virosa, 822 nucleotides. NCBI's taxonomy places the organism in Eukaryota, Viridiplantae, Streptophyta, Magnoliopsida, Asterales, Asteraceae. The record is from the annotation of a GenBank genome assembly.